Messenger RNA from Aspergillus tanneri, 450 nucleotides. RefSeq lists its product as uncharacterized. Bases 1 to 450 code for a protein of 149 amino acids. The transcript has a single exon. Lineage: Eukaryota; Fungi; Ascomycota; Eurotiomycetes; Eurotiales; Aspergillaceae. The record is from RefSeq and is a predicted model, not a curated record.
AUGGGCGUCUGGCUCAACACAGCUGAAGUUGCUGAAUGGAUCAUCCACAACGGUCUCCAGGGGGACAGCGAUAUAUUAGAAGCAUUGAACCAUACCAAAUUAAAAGGAAACGAUGCUUCCGAUGCCAAAAAUAUGGCCAUCCGGCAUGGUCAUGUUAGGAACCGGCAAGGUGCGGGCACUGCGCGGGCAGCCACGUACAGUGGCACUGCACUCCAGAGGUCAGAGGUAAAUGCCUGGGGUGCAAUGGAGAACAUCCGACUGGAGACCACAGAUGCCAAACCCCCCUUAACGGAGACCUGCAAUAUUAAAACGAAACCUACGCAUGCUACAGUUGAACAUUAUAAAAGUCUAGGCCAUGCACGGAGGCAUUGGUCAAUGAUACAAAUCCCCAAAGCCUUGAAAUUCUUCUUAUACACGAACCACCAAUCUCAGCAUUCCAAAUGUAUGUGA